Perognathus longimembris pacificus (Pacific pocket mouse) is the source of this 1011-nucleotide messenger RNA. RefSeq names its product developing brain homeobox 1 (gene Dbx1). Gene Ontology annotation, molecular function: DNA-binding transcription factor activity, RNA polymerase II-specific; DNA binding. The record is from RefSeq and is a predicted model, not a curated record. NCBI's taxonomy places the organism in Eukaryota, Metazoa, Chordata, Mammalia, Rodentia, Heteromyidae. Gene Ontology annotation, biological process: cell differentiation in spinal cord; regulation of transcription by RNA polymerase II. The transcript has 4 exons. The coding region runs from base 1 to 1011 and encodes 336 amino acids.
AUGAUGUUCCCCGGGCUCCUCGCGGCCCCUGCGGGUUAUCCGAGUCUCCUCCGGCCCACGCCCACGUUGACACUGCCCCAGUCCCUUCAGUCAGCCUUCUCCGGCCACUCUAGCUUCCUGGUGGAGGAUCUGAUUCGCAUCAGCCGGCCCCCAGCCUACCUGCCCCGCAACUUGCCCCCCGCCAGCAUGUCGCCGCCCAGACCGGGGGCGCCCACCGCUGUCACCGACUCUGGGACCUCGGACCUGGGUUCCCCGGGUCCAGGAAACCGGCGGGGCAGCUCUCCGCAGACGGCCCUCUCCCCUGCCAGCGAGCCCACGUUUCUGAAGUUUGGGGUGAAUGCUAUCCUCUCCUCAGCUCCCAGAACAGAAACAUCUCCAGGCUUGCUCCAGAGCCCUCCACCCAAAACCUUCGCGUUUCCUUAUUUCGAAGGCUCCUUCCAACCCUUCAUCAGAUCUUCCUAUUUCCCAGCUUCCUCCAGUGUCGUGCCCAUCCCGGGGACCUUCUCCUGGCCGCUGGCCGCCCGCGGCAAGCCCCGCCGGGGCAUGCUGCGCAGAGCCGUGUUCUCCGACGUGCAGCGCAAGGCGCUGGAGAAGAUGUUCCAGAAGCAGAAGUACAUCAGCAAGCCCGACCGCAAGAAACUGGCGGCCAAGUUGGGCUUGAAAGACUCCCAGGUGAAAAUCUGGUUUCAGAAUCGGCGAAUGAAAUGGCGCAACUCCAAGGAGCGCGAACUGCUGUCCAGCGGGGGCUGCCGUGAGCAGACCCUACCCACCAAACUCAACCCGCACCCCGACCUGAGCGACGUGGGGCAGAAGGGCCCGGGGGACGACGAGGAAGACGAGCGCCGGGGCAGCCACCCCCACCGCCUGGCCUACCACGCGCCCCCGAACCCCGGGCACCCGCCGCUGCCCGCCUCCCCCGCGCGCUCCGGCAGCCCCAGCAAACCUUCGGACUUCUCCGACUCCGAGGAAGACGAGGAGGGCGAGGAGGAAGAGGAAAUCACUGUGUCCUAG